Messenger RNA from Entamoeba dispar SAW760, 828 nucleotides. RefSeq names its product zinc finger protein DHHC domain containing protein, putative. Bases 1 to 828 code for a protein of 275 amino acids. Gene Ontology annotation, molecular function: protein-cysteine S-palmitoyltransferase activity. The record is from RefSeq and is a predicted model, not a curated record. NCBI's taxonomy places the organism in Eukaryota, Evosea, Mastigamoebida, Endamoebidae. The transcript has 2 exons. Gene Ontology annotation, cellular component: endoplasmic reticulum; Golgi apparatus. Gene Ontology annotation, biological process: protein targeting to membrane; peptidyl-L-cysteine S-palmitoylation.
AUGAGUGAACAACCACAACAAACCAAAAAAAAUAAGGAUUUUCUCAAGUUAUAUUUUACGCGUGAACAAUUACAAAAAAUACCUGUGUAUAUUAUAUUUCCAUUAAUUGGUAUUACUUACAUUUUAAUAAUGACAUUAAUUAUCUUUCUUUUACCAAAGGUAUAUGGAGAUGAAAGUCAUUAUAUUUUUUGGUUUAUUCUUGGAAAUAUUAUGUAUUUUUUAGUUACGUAUAAUUUUUAUCAAUGUCACUAUAUCACACCUGAAUGUAUACCUGAACAAUAUUAUAAAAUUAAUGAAAAAGACAAAGAAAAAUAUGAAUAUUGUGAUAAUUGUAAAAUUUAUAAAGGAGAUCGAGUUCAUCAUUGUAAUACUUCAAAUAAAUGUAUUUAUCGAUAUGAUCAUUAUUGUGGAUUUAUUGGUAAUAGUUUAGGAUUUCACAAUUAUAGGUAUUUCUUUCUUUUUCUUUUUUAUUUAUGGAUUUCUAUGUUAAUUGUUGACUGUCAUGUUUAUUUAUUAUUUACUCAUGUUGAUAUAUCACAACUCCCAUAUUUCGUGUUAGUAUUUAUCUCACUCUUCUUUGGAAAUUUGACUUUUGCUUUGACAAUGGAAAUGGGUUUUAUUGCUAUAACAAUUACUUUUAAUUAUACCUCAAAAGAAUUAGUAGAAACACUAGCAACACUUUUCAAAGAAAAACGUUGGACCCCAAACAAACACUAUAAAUCAAUUUUAUUAAACUGGAAAGAAGUUAUGCAAGUCUCUCCUUCAGAACCUUUGUUUUUAGGUUUCUUACCAACUUCUCCUCGUUUUAAGGAUAAUAAGAAACUCUAA